GGGGGGUGGCACAACUCCCACAAUGCAAUACGAUUUUCACCUGAGCUAAACUGAGUUACAUUAGCUAGCUAGCUAGCUGCACAUCUGAGAGUGAAUAACUUUAAACACAUCUCUGAGAUUACUCAUCUGAUUCCUCCGCGACUUGUUGUUCCUGUUUACCUGUCUGUGUGGAGAUAUUCAAGGACUGGCUCGCUCGUUGUAUGUGUCCAGCCUCCCAGCCUGUGGCUGUGGGAUCAGGACUUCAGGUUAAGAUGGAUUCAGAAUAUGAACAUCGCCUCCUUCGCCAAAUCAACAUUCAAAAUGACAACUUGAGCCCUGUUAAACUGCCACAGAGUCUGCGCAGCCAGACACCCACCGGCUCCCCGUUAUCUUCACCCAGUAAGCUUGGAGACAGAUUCAUUCCAACCAGAGCGGGGGCAAACUGGAGCAUCAACUUCCACAGGAUCAAUGAAAAUGAGAAGUCACCAAGUCAGAACAGGAAAACAAAGGAUGCCUCUUCUGAUAACAUUAAAGCAGAUGGGCUGGCCUACUCUGCUCUGCUGAAGAAUGAGCUGCUGGGAGCGGGAAUAGAUAAAAUCCAGGACCCUCAGACAGAGGACCGGCGUCUACAGCCAUCGACUCCAGAAAAGAGAAGUCUCUUCAAUUAUUCACUCAAUACCAAGAGGUCGUCACCAGAUGAAGGCACCAACAUCUCCCCCUACUCUCUAUCACCUGUCAGCAACAAAAGUCAGAAAUUGUUGCGUUCACCCAGAAAGCCAACUCGCAAGAUCUCAAAGAUCCCUUUUAAAGUCCUGGAUGCUCCAGAGCUGCAGGAUGACUUUUACCUCAACUUGGUGGACUGGUCGUCUCUCAACGUGCUAAGUGUCGGGCUGGGUACAUGUGUUUACCUGUGGAGUGCCUGUACCAGCCAGGUAACAAGAUUGUGUGAUUUAUCAGUGGAGGGAGACUCAGUCACGUCAGUCGGGUGGUCCGAAAGGGGUAACCUGGUGGCAGUGGGGACUCACAAAGGCUUUGUUCAGAUCUGGGAUGCUGGUGCUGGGAAGAAACUCUUUGCCCUGGAAGGACACACAGCUAGAGUUGGAGCGUUAGCAUGGAAUGCAGACCAAUUGUCUUCGGGAAGCCGUGAUCGUAUGAUUCUUCAGAGAGAUGUGCGGACCCCUCCACUCCAGUCAGAGAGACGGCUGCAGGGACACAGACAGGAAGUGUGUGGCUUAAAGUGGAGCACUGACCAUCAGCUGCUCGCUUCUGGUGGCAACGACAACAAGCUGCUGGUUUGGAACCACUCCUCGCUGAGCCCAGUGCAAACAUACAUGGAUCACCUGGCUGCGGUGAAAGCCAUCGCCUGGUCCCCCCACCAGCACGGCCUACUGGCCUCCGGGGGCGGCACUGCUGACCGCUGCAUCCGAUUCUGGAACACGUUGACCUCACAGCCGCUGCAGUGCAUGGAUACCGGAUCUCAGGUCUGCAACCUGGCCUGGUCCAAGCAUGCUAAUGAGCUGGUGAGCACUCAUGGCUACUCUCAGAACCAGAUCUUGGUGUGGAAAUAUCCAGCUCUCACUCAGGUUGCCAAACUCACCGGACACUCCUACAGAGUGCUCUACCUGGCAAUGUCCCCGGAUGGUGAGGCGAUUGUGACGGGAGCUGGAGAUGAGACUCUACGCUUCUGGAACGUAUUCAGUAAAACAAGGUCAACUAAGGAAUCUGUAUCAGUUUUAAAUCUCUUCACCAGGAUACGAUAACUUUAAGCAAAUAUUAAAACUCUAAAACUCUAAUUUGAGUGGAUCCUGGUGUCACCACUGGAUAGCUCAUCAACAUGGUGCUAAGGACAUACAGUACAAUCUUGUGACAUUUUUUCACAGAGGAAAUGGCAGCAAGAACAACGGAGCACUUUUUUUUCAUGGUAACAAUUGUUUGGGAAAUUAUUUUUGACUUUUGUGCUCCCGUCAUGAAUGUAGUCUUUUUUUUUUUUUUUAUGAAAAAAAUGUAUAAGGAGGAUGAUUUGUUUUCUAUUCACAACAAGAAAUUAUAGGCCUUACUAAAAAAUAUUAUGUUGUGGAAUCUUAAAUGUGGAGAGAGCAUUUUUAGUUUUUGUUUAACUCAGGUCUUAUUUAUUUAACGCUGCCGUGAAAUCCAUUACAGUGAAAGCGGCAAUGGCUUCAAUGGGAAAAAUGCCAUUACAUAUUAUGACUAAAACAUAAAAACUAAACAUAAUCACCUGCUAAGGCCUUUACAGUAUGUGCACCAUGUUUACUGUGAUCCUUAGAGUACUAAGGUUGAGAGUGGUUGGCUGAAAUAAUGCAGUUUUGCUCCUGUGGAUAGAAAGUCUAAUGCUGUGCAUCUAGACAUUUACUACACAGUUGAUUCUUUGUAGUAAAGGAAGAAAUAAAAGAUGAUGGAUCUGAA
Sebastes umbrosus (honeycomb rockfish) is the source of this 2403-nucleotide messenger RNA. Its product is annotated as fizzy-related protein homolog. The transcript has 14 exons. Gene Ontology annotation, molecular function: anaphase-promoting complex binding; protein binding; ubiquitin ligase activator activity. NCBI's taxonomy places the organism in Eukaryota, Metazoa, Chordata, Actinopteri, Perciformes, Sebastidae. Gene Ontology annotation, biological process: positive regulation of ubiquitin protein ligase activity; positive regulation of anaphase-promoting complex-dependent catabolic process; anaphase-promoting complex-dependent catabolic process. The record is from RefSeq and is a predicted model, not a curated record. Gene Ontology annotation, cellular component: anaphase-promoting complex. The coding region runs from base 201 to 1739 and encodes 512 amino acids.